GGGCCGGCGCUGGAGACUGACCGCUGCCUAGACAGGGCACUGCGCAAGCGCGGGAUGGGCGGAAGACUGCAAUGCGCAUGCGUCGAGGCAGGCAACGGAACUGCGCAUGCGUACCUCGCGCUUAUUCAUUCUACCGAGCAUGCGCAACAUUGGGCUGAGGUGAUGUUAUUACGCAUGCGCAUUUGGGCCCCCCGGCCUUUGGCUUACGAUGCUCAUGCGCAGUGUGGUCCUUUGUUAAAACAGGCGGUGCUACAGAGCUUUCCCCAGCCCAGCCCCCCUGUUGCGCAUGCGCUUCCCCCCAUGGACCGAGGCGUCUACGCGCAUGCGCCAACCGUCCCGGCGCUGAGUGCGCAUGCUCGAUGCCAGCUCCCCGUUAAAGGGCCAGCGCCGCUAUUUCCCUGCCGGGGCGGGGGCGCAGCCAUGUGGCUCCCCCUGCUGGGGCUGCUGCUGCUCGGGGCGCUGAGGCAGGGGGCGGGGCAAGAGGAGGAGGAGGAGGAGGAGGACGACGAGAGGCGGCCCACCCCCUGCGAAGUGUGCAAGUACCUGAGCCUGGAGCUGCAGGAGACCCUGGCACAGAGCGGCCGCUCCAAGGAGGUGCUGGAGCUGGGGCAGGUGCUGGACUCGGGCAAGCGGAAGAGACGCAUCCAGUACAACACCUCGGAAACCCGGCUGGCCGAGGCCCUAGAAACCGUGUGUGAGCGAUUCCUGCAUUACAGCGUCCAUGCCGAGCGCCCGGGCAGCCUGCGGUAUGCCAAGGGUCAGAGCCAGACCAUGAACACCCUGAAGAACCUGGUGAACAAGGGGGUGAAGGUGGAUCUGGGGAUCCCCCUGGAGCUCUGGGACGAGCCAUCGGUGGAGGUGACGCAGCUGAAGCAGCAGUGCGAGACGAUGCUGGAGCAGUUCGAGGCCGUGCUGGAGGACUGGUACUUCCACCACCAGGAGACGGCGCUGGGAGCCUUCCUGUGCGAAGGGCACGUGCUGGCGUCGGGGGAGAGAGGGUGUCUGAGCGAGGUCUGGACAGGGAGGAAGGGUGAUGAGGGAGCCCAGGAAGAGGAGGAGGAGGAGGAAGAGACAGCGAAACAGCCUAGCCCACCCACCAGAAAAGAACAGGUUCUGCCCACCCCGAAGGGUCCGCGGGUAGUGACUAGUCCCGAUCGUACCCAAGUACACGCUGCAGCCAGUUCUUAACUGAGAUAACCGUUAUUGGAGAACAGACGAGAGAGACCCGGGUUGAGAGACGACCAUACAUGCAGACGUGAGCGCCGUCGUGCGAGGUGCGGAUUCACGGCGGAGAGGGGGAGCUGUGCACUUGCAGAGGCCCCAAAGCUCGUAUUCAGAGCGGAACGGGGACCUCAGGCGUGUGACUCGGGCUUCCCCCGCUGAACAGGGUCAGGACCCAAGGAUCUUUUCUACCAUCCCAUGUCCUGUCUGGGCAGUGGGGAGCUCCUCGGGGGACGGAGGCAUUCGGGGGACUUUGAAGCAGGCCCCGCACCGGUGCUUAGCUGCAGGAAUGAACAUAAGGCGAUUUGCUGGUUCCUCCACCAUUCACGGAGCAUCUCAAAGAGAGACGGAUGCCGCGAUAUCCCCUGUUCACAAUUCAUUUCAGUGAUACCCGAAUGCAGCCGAGACAGGGACUCUGGGUGACGCUGUCACAUGUAAACACACAAACAUGGUCUCCCCACGUC
Gopherus flavomarginatus (Mexican gopher tortoise) is the source of this 1685-nucleotide messenger RNA. It is a transcript of the gene CNPY4, whose product is annotated as canopy FGF signaling regulator 4. The record is from RefSeq and is a predicted model, not a curated record. Gene Ontology annotation, molecular function: signaling receptor binding. Gene Ontology annotation, cellular component: endomembrane system. Lineage: Eukaryota; Metazoa; Chordata; Testudines; Testudinidae.